ACACACCACUUAUGCAAAUUCAUAAAAAAGCGUUACACAUAACACAGCGAGGCAGCCAUGAUUUGGCUUCGUGGCUUCAUUCUGAUAGUCGCACGACUUUUGCCUAACUUCAUAUAGCUUGGAAAUAAAAUGGAGAGAGGCAGCCGGGACAGAGUGCAACAUGCAGAAGUAGGUCUCGCGUGGCGGCUGGUAGACGUAGACGACAAGACGACGGCGGUGCUCGGCGUAGGCUCACACAAAUACAUCUCUGGAGCUGUACCGUUGUGCUGCUGCUAUCCUUGUUAUUUUCUUUUCCGUUUUGAAAAACCUUUUCCGUUUAAUCAGCAAUCAUGAGAAACUUCUGGCUGCUGUUACUUCUUGUCCUACCGGCAAUUAUCUUAACAACCUGUCGAGUAAAUGGACUGGUAGCAUUUGCUCAAGAAGAUGAUAAUGAUGACAUUGUUGAUGUUGAGGGAGAAGAAGCUGGUGUAAUUGCAGAAGAAGAACCUGAAGAAGAAGCAACAGUUACAGCUUCAAAAGAUGUAGAUACAACAAUUCUGUUUACAGAACCAAUCCAUAAUCCGUUAUCUACUCUUGAAUUGCCUGCUGGAAAGCUUGUUGAAUUUUUGAUUGGCUUCACUAACAAGGGUGACAUUGACUUUAUCAUUGAAACUGUCAACACCUCAUUCCGUUACCCAAUGGACUACAACUUCUAUAUCCAGAACUUCUCAACAAUUGCUUACAACAAGGUUGUUAAGCCCAACCAGGAAGCCACAUUAUCUUACUCAUUUAUUCCAUCUGAAACUUUUGUUGGUAGGCCAUUUGGACUCAAUGUUAAUUUGAACUAUAGAGAUGCUAAUGGGCUGUCUUUCUAUGAGGCUGUAUUCAAUGAAACUGUACAAAUCAUUGAAGUUGAUGAGGGACUUGAUGGAGAAACUGUCUUUUUAUAUAUAUUCUUGGCUGCUUGUGUAGUUCUUACUCUUGUUGGAGGACAACAGCUUUUGUCUUCCUUUGGAAGGAAAACUCGUUCUUCCUCGCGCAAAGUAGCUGUUGAAGUUGGUACCAGCAACCCUAAUAAUGUUGAUUAUGACUGGAUUUCAAAAGAAGCAUGGAAUAUGCACAAUAAGUCACCAAAAACUCCAAAACAAAGUCCAAGGCAAAGGAAAGCCAAAAGAACAGUUGGAUCAGAUGACUGAAUUUACUAAUUUAUUAAUGUGGUUAAUUUAAUGAAAAGAGGACACGAAUAAUAGGACGUACAAGUUUUUUUAUAAAGAAAAGUUUUUACUAAAGCACAACAUGAAAUCAUUGUCAUUUACAUGAGUGUGUCGCUGUGUUUUUUUUAAAUCAGUGUGCAACACCACGUUAUUUGUGAACAAACUUAUCAUCUAGAUAAUAAAAAAGUUUACUAUUGAAUAUGGAGUACUACGUUUAUAGAGUUACUAAUAAACAAUCUUUUUUUGUGAAUACUCUUAAAUAAUUAUUGCCAUUGUGAUAACUAUUACACAAUAAGAUUUUUGAGGAGUGUCAUCUAAACUUUGUGCUAAUAAUAGAGAUGAGGGAUGCUUCAAGAUAAACGAAAAAGUUUUUAAAAAAUUGCCUUACACAUUUAAACACAUUCCAUUCGAAAUUGAUUGAAAAACAUAAGACAUGUAUUACCUUUAGUUAAUGUUCAUUUAUCUAUUUAAUGAAAUUUAAUGUGUGUAAAUACUUUGUGUGUUGUAUAACUUUGAUAAUAUUUUGUUGGAUUAAAAUAUUGAAAAUAUUUGUAACGGACAUUUAUUCUUUCAUAAAUAAAGU
This is a messenger RNA of Phymastichus coffea, 1776 nucleotides long. RefSeq names its product translocon-associated protein subunit alpha. Gene Ontology annotation, cellular component: endoplasmic reticulum; endoplasmic reticulum membrane. The transcript is spliced from 5 exons. The record is from RefSeq and is a predicted model, not a curated record. The coding region runs from base 330 to 1175 and encodes 281 amino acids. Lineage: Eukaryota; Metazoa; Arthropoda; Insecta; Hymenoptera; Eulophidae.